AUGAAGACCUCGACAUUUCUGUCCAUGGCCAUUGUGGCUGCCAGCUCUCUUGGCGUCAACGGCCAGGUCAGCGGCAAGAUCAAGGGUGAGCAAUGGCCUAUCGCCAACCCUGUUUUGAACGAGAUGAAAGGGCAAGGGUGUUGGAAAUCAAACGGCAAUAUGACACAGGUUUAUUCGGGAACCGAGACGACAUCUGGUGACUGUUGGAAUCGAUGCAAAAAGAAGUAUGCCGUGUUCGCCCUACAGUCCUCCAAAUGCUUCUGUGGUCAACUUUAUCCUCCAGAAGAUGAUCUUGUUGAUGAUAAGAAGUGCAAUUGGGAAUGCCCAGGUUAUCCUUUUGAGGCCUGCGGUGCAUUGAAGACCUAUUACUCCGUUUUCAACACCGGUCUUGAGUUGGCACCCGACAACUAUGUGGAAGAGAAGUCAACAACAAGCGCUGCUCCCUCUUCCACUGCCGCCGCCGAGAGCACUGCCGCCAGCGACGACUCCGCUGCCUCAACUGAAACCGAUGGCGCAGCCGCGACCACAGAACCGGCCUCAGAUGACAAGAAAGAUGGCCCCAACGUGGCCGCUAUUGCCGCUGGUGUUGUAGUGGGAGUUGUGGUGAUUGCUGCCAUCGGCGGCGGUGCUAUUUUCUUUGUUCGUCGCCGACGAAAUGCAGAAAUUGAAGAGGAGCACCGACGAAACGCCGCUGUGAAUGCUUUUAUCAACGGCUCCAAGCCCCCUGGCAGCAGUGGCAGUAUCUCCAUGACUGACUCUCGUCUUGACCCUGUCAUGGCUCAUCGACGGCUCAGCGAUGGCAGCAUUGCUGAUAACCAAGAUUACUCCCGAAGAAUUCUGCGGGUCACCAACGCAUAA
Messenger RNA from Fusarium coffeatum, 858 nucleotides. RefSeq lists its product as uncharacterized. The record is from RefSeq and is a predicted model, not a curated record. Lineage: Eukaryota; Fungi; Ascomycota; Sordariomycetes; Hypocreales; Nectriaceae. The coding region runs from base 1 to 858 and encodes 285 amino acids. The transcript has 2 exons.